UACCUUGUUUGAAACUGAACAGAGUGUUUCAUAUCAUACCUCUAUUUGAACAAGAAGGAGCCAUGUUCGCGUAUUCAUGGACGCGGAUUUAGAACCGAGUCUAGCAAUGGAUUGUAAAUAAAGUAUGGGAAUUGUUCAUGGGGACCUCGGCUUCCGUCAUUGAAGAUUUUUCAGAGAGACCAGCAUGGACGAAAGUCGUUAAGUUUAACGCCAAUUUUUAUAACGACAAGAUUCUAGACACUACCAGGGGCUUUCGUCAAAUCAAUAACAACUCAGUGGAGCUUACACUAAGCACGAAGGGCACAGUGGAAUGUGUCCGAUGGAGCCGCGGAUUCAACACCGGAAAGCACGUGAUCGAGUUCAUAUUCCCCGUUCGACUACGCGGCCGACACGCCCGUGUUGGACUUGGACCGGAUUCUGUGAUACAAGGUGCUUCGAAUGACCGGAAGUGGCAAGGAACCAAAGGAACGUACACGAUUGAUCUCACGACCGGAAAAGCGUACCAGGACCAAACUGUUGUAGGAAGAUUACCUGGAACAAGCGUCAUGCCAGAUUGGUUUUUCAUGUUUGUGGAUAUGGAUAAUGGUACAGUACAGUUUGGUUCAGAUCAUCUCUACUUCGGAACAGCAUUUACGAACGUGAAUGUAACGAAUGAAUCGUUGUAUCCAAUAGCUACCGCCUCGGUGACAGGGGCAAUUAUCGGCAUCAUCUAUCGAGGUCAAGGUAAAGAAGUGAAUGGUCCUUUAAGAAAGAAGAGGUCGAUCAUCCCAGAAAAACUGCAUGACGUUGUUGUGAAAUCGUGAUCGUUUACUUUUUUAUGAUUAUUAUUAUUACAAUUAUAUAUUCACCCGUUUAUGUUUUGAAGACUGUCAGCAUCGGAAGGAAACAUUACCGCGAUAUACACAUUUAAGAAAUUGGAGAAUCAAACAGUUUCGAAAAAGUGGUUAAAAGGCUUACGCCCGAACCAAUCUACCAUUUUUGUGGUUACGUGAGACAAUCGAGGUGUUACAAAUUCAUACAUUAACACAAAACAAUUAGCGGAUCCAACCUAUGGACAUUCCUGGACUCGAACGAUUUUACUCAUCUUAAUAAAAUUAUUAAGAAAAAUAGGGACCUAGAACCUUUUAACGAUUAUUGUUAACAUUAACACAUUACAAUAAUGUAUUAUUAUUGUAUUUAAAAUUGUGUGUGUCUAUACGAAUGUAUAUGCGCAUAUUUAAUAAUUUGUUUUAACAGCCCUCGUGUGGCCUGUAAGUAAGUUAUGUAAUGCAUAAAUUACCUUUUAUUUAUAAUUUAUUUUAUUCAAAAUGUUUAUUUAUUAUGUCACAUUAUGUCUUCUAACAAGAACACUUGUUA
Messenger RNA from Dreissena polymorpha, 1356 nucleotides. Its product is annotated as protein gustavus-like. The coding region runs from base 138 to 803 and encodes 221 amino acids. Gene Ontology annotation, cellular component: SCF ubiquitin ligase complex. The record is from RefSeq and is a predicted model, not a curated record. The transcript is spliced from 5 exons. Gene Ontology annotation, biological process: proteasome-mediated ubiquitin-dependent protein catabolic process. NCBI's taxonomy places the organism in Eukaryota, Metazoa, Mollusca, Bivalvia, Myida, Dreissenidae. Gene Ontology annotation, molecular function: protein binding.